UCCGCCCCCCCGGUUCCGGCAGCAUGAUGUCGUACCUGAAACCCGCCCCGUACGGGAUGAGCGGGCUGGGCCUGAGCGGAUCCGCCCUGGAGCUGCUGCACCCGGGCCAGGGAUUCCCCGGAAACAGGAAGCAGCGUCGUGAGCGGACCACGUUCACCAGAACCCAGCUGGACGUGCUGGAGUCUCUGUUCUCCAGAACCCGCUACCCCGACAUCUUCAUGAGGGAGGAGGUGGCGCUGAAGAUCAACCUGCCGGAGUCCCGGGUCCAGGUCUGGUUCAAGAACCGGCGGGCCAAGUGUCGGCAGCAGCAGCAGAGCAGCAGCGGCUCCAAGGUGAAACCCCUGAAGAAGAAGUCGUCCCCGAGCAGAGACAGCCCCGGGUCGGAGAGCAGCGGCGGGUUCACGCCGCCCCCGCCGGCGCCAGCGUCGUCCAGCUCCCCCUCCGUCUCCACCUCCGUCUCCUCCGUCUCCAGCUCCGUCUCCUCCGUCUCCAGCUCCGUCGCCGCCCCGGUGUCGUCCAUCUGGAGCCCGGCCCCCGUCUCCCCGGCGGCGCCGGCGCCCCCCCUGCCCGCCGCCGCCCCCACCAGCGCCUCCUGCAUGCAGCGGUCCGGGUCGUCGUCAGGCUCCGCCCCCGGGGGGGCGGCGGCCUCCUACCCGGCCUACAGCCAGACCUACGGCCAGGGCUACGCGGCCCCCGCCCCGGCCUCGGGCUCUUAUUUUGGCGGGGUGGACUGGCCUGUACACCCCCACCAUCACCACCAGGGCCACCACCACAUGGGGCAGGGGGCGGGGGCCGGGGCGGGGGGGCCCCACCACCACCACCACCACCAGGCCUACGCCCCCCCCCUCGCCUUCGGCUCCUCAGACUGUCUGGACUACAAGGAGCCGCCGGCGGCCGCCUGGAAGCUCAACUUCAACGACUGCCUGGACUACAAGGACCAGGGGUCCUGGAGGUUCCAGGUCCUGUGA
Molecule: messenger RNA, 968 nt
Organism: Cololabis saira (Pacific saury)
Lineage: Eukaryota; Metazoa; Chordata; Actinopteri; Beloniformes; Belonidae
Product: homeobox protein OTX1-like
Exons: 3
Coding region: 24-968 (314 amino acids)
Biological process (GO): regulation of transcription by RNA polymerase II; multicellular organism development
Cellular component (GO): nucleus
Molecular function (GO): DNA-binding transcription factor activity, RNA polymerase II-specific; RNA polymerase II cis-regulatory region sequence-specific DNA binding
Source: RefSeq, a predicted model, not a curated record